GCCCCCUCUCCCUUCAUUCACGUUAUGAAAGCUGAACGGUGGGUGUUACACUCGGACUCCAUGGCUGCAGGAUUUGUAAACAGAUUUUCUUUUCUCCUGGCCCAGAUCAACAACAGUCGUCAACAAUGCUUCGCGUUACCACCGCCUCUCUGUGCACCUACUGUCAGAGGAUGAGGCUCCUCCUGCCUCCCUCUGCGUCUGCCUCCACCGGCCCGUCUCCCAACAAACGCCCGGAGAACAAGAACACAGUGGACUCCCUAUACGAGCUCUCUGUGGACAUACGCAAGGUGCGCAAGUUCAAGGGCUGGGUUCUCUCGGAGAGUUCUGCGUAUGUGUCUGAAACUGCCGACCUGCUGAGGGACAUGGGCGCAGAGUCCCCAGUAAUCGCCCGCAUCCUCGAGACUCACCCCGAAGCUGUCCUGUGUCUUCCAGAGGACGUCGCCGCUCAGCGGGACCUUUGGGUGUCCGUGUGCCCGAACAAGCGCGAGCUGGUGGGCAUCAUCGAGAAGUUCCCGGCGUCUUUCUUCGCGCUGACUCACCAUAGCAACCAGCGGGCGAACAUCCUCUACCUCCAGUCGCUACGCCUCAGCAAGAGGAUCAUCGGGAAGCUGAUGGCGAGCGCCCCGCAGAGCUUCAGCCGACCCGUGGAGAUGAACCAGCAGGUGAUCCACACUCUGAGGGAGACCUACCUGGACUUGGGCGGGGAUGAAGGGAACUUGCGGCUCUGGCUGCAGAAGCUCCUCAGUCAGAAUCCGUACAUCCUGCUGCGCCCGGCUGAAGCUUGGAGGGACAGUCUGGGCUUCCUGAGGGAGCAGGGUUUCACCACGGAGGAGCUCCUCAAACUGGUCUCAAGUCUGAGAGCGUCCAUCGCCGAGCUGCGGCCGGAGAGCAUGCAGCAAGCGCUCCAAUACGUUGAAAGCGCUCUCUGCUGCUCCAAAGAAGAACUCAAGCAGAUCGUGAUCCGCUGCCCGGCUGUUUUGUACUACUCCUUGCCCACUCUGGCCGAGAGGUUCCAGGGGUUGAUGGAUGCUGGAAUAACCAUGGAGCAGGUGAAAGAAACUCCAAAUGUGCUGGAGCUCACCACACAAAUCGUGCUUUAUCGUAUCCAUAAGCUGGCCUCCUACGGAUAUGAUGUUUGCUCUGGUAGCCUGGACGUUAUCGAGGGAACCAAGAAGGACUUUGAGAUGACUUAUGGGAAGCUGCAGCUCAGGCAGCAGCGGCCGCUAUUCAACCCUGUCGCUCCCCCCAGAUCUGCAGAGGAGUAACUGUUGCAGUUUGUUUAUAUGCUGCUCUUAUAUGCAUUUAGUUUGUGGAGAAAGCAUGUUUACAGCUUCACCUUAAUGCAAAAAAGAACAAACAAGGAAGACAGUUUGAAUAUUACAGGAAUCUUUUGGCCUCAUUAGGGCGCAGCUGACGGGUCUGCCAACACGACUGUUAUGAAAAACUGAGUACUGUAUUUUAUAUUAUAAGAAUAAAAAUUCAGAAAUAUCUGUAGUGGCAUGAUGUGCGUGAAUGUGAGAGAUGCAAUAAUGAAUGUCUUCCACUUUGAAAUAAAUCUACUUUGAUAAUA
This is a messenger RNA of Labrus mixtus (cuckoo wrasse), 1570 nucleotides long. Its product is annotated as transcription termination factor 2, mitochondrial-like. Bases 126 to 1265 code for a protein of 379 amino acids. Gene Ontology annotation, cellular component: mitochondrial matrix. Gene Ontology annotation, molecular function: double-stranded DNA binding. NCBI's taxonomy places the organism in Eukaryota, Metazoa, Chordata, Actinopteri, Labriformes, Labridae. The record is from RefSeq and is a predicted model, not a curated record. Gene Ontology annotation, biological process: termination of mitochondrial transcription; regulation of DNA-templated transcription. The transcript has 2 exons.